Molecule: messenger RNA, 918 nt
Organism: Medioppia subpectinata
Lineage: Eukaryota; Metazoa; Arthropoda; Arachnida; Sarcoptiformes; Oppiidae
Source: the annotation of a GenBank genome assembly
AUGUGUUCAAUUGAUCUGUUGUCGGCCUCGCGUUGUAAUAUGUAUUCCAACGCUUUGGUCGGUUAUCAGAACUCUUCGGUUCAGUUCUGGGAAAAGUCGUCCAAAACGAUGGCCGCCGUCGCCGACACUUUCAAGGGAUACCAAUAUUACGAAUUCACGACACUUAAGGAGUUGACCGAAACGAGCAGAAAGUUGGCCGAAGACACCGCUAAUAACGAUGACAUUCGGAAGAUCUUUGACGACAACGAUGACGACGAAGACAAGGAUCGGCUUAUUUUCUUUGAGGCCGAUUAUAGGGACGACGACUCCACCAAUAAAGCCAAUAAAGAUAACAAGAAAUUUAAACCAUUUGGCAGAAAGACUUCGACUCAAAACAAACCAAAAGCUGUUCCCCAAAAGAGCAUUGAUUCCAAAGCAAACAAUUCAUUACUUGAUCUCAACUUCGAUUCCAAAGGAGACAAUAGUUUGAAAAAUAGUUUAAAGACAUCGGAAGCGCAACAAAACACUGAUAUUUUGACUCUAAGUGAUACAAAAAUGGAUGACUUGAGUCUCUUGAAUGAGAUAUUGAACGCACCGAACGCUCCCAUUAUUGAGACCAACUCUAGUACGGGUGCUAUCGGUGGGGCACCCAAUACAGGGGCCACUGGUGUCGACGCGUUUAUGCCGAGCCAACUCAUUGACUUGAAUUCAUUCAAUUACUCAAUGAAUCCAAUGAACGCAUCGCUGAAUCCAAUGACCAGAAGAGAUAAUUUGGUCGAAAAGAACAAAAACGUCAAUUUGAAUGCAAAUAAGGAUAAAGCAACCAAAAAGGCUGAAGAACUGUCCUCAUGGUUCAACCUCUUUGCAGACUUGGAUCCGCUCGCGAAUCCCGACGCCAUCGGGAAAAAGGCGGACCAAAUAGAAGAGAGAAAUUGCUAA